Medicago truncatula (barrel medic) is the source of this 1996-nucleotide messenger RNA. RefSeq names its product poly(A)-specific ribonuclease PARN-like. Gene Ontology annotation, molecular function: 3'-5'-RNA exonuclease activity; RNA binding. NCBI's taxonomy places the organism in Eukaryota, Viridiplantae, Streptophyta, Magnoliopsida, Fabales, Fabaceae. The record is from RefSeq and is a predicted model, not a curated record. The transcript has 8 exons. The coding region runs from base 65 to 1942 and encodes 625 amino acids.
AGCAAACUCCAAAGGUUUAUAUGAAGCAAAAACCCAUAAACGAAACAGUAACGACGCCGUAUCAAUGGCUUCUUCUUCGCUCUUCCAUUUCCUACUACAUCACCAAAAACGUUCCCUCUGCACCAAAAUCUCCUCUUCGAAAUGGAAAGUAAAACAAGUAACAAUCUCCAACUUCAACGAUUCAUUAGAGGAAAUCAAAACCAACAUCUCAAAUUCCGAUUUUAUCGCCAUUUCUAUGGAGAAAACUGGUUCUUCUUCCACUACUCCGUGGCACCGUGUUCAGCCUUUCGAUACGGCGGAAACUGCUUAUCUGAAAGCUAGUCAGUCUGCUCAGCGGUUUCAGCUUCUUCAGUUCGCUGUCUGCCCGUUUUCUGUUACAGAUUCUAACAACCUCGUUGCUCAUCCGUAUAAUUUUCUUUUGUUUCCAAGGGAUGAGUUAAAGCUUGGUAUGCCUGCUUACAGUUUUUUGUGCCAGACGUCUCAUUUGGCAACCAUGGCUCGCCAGGGUUUUGAUUUCAAUGCUUGCAUAUAUGAAGGUAUAUCAUAUUUAUCUAGAGCACAAGAGUCAGUUGCUAAAAUUCGUUUAGGGACCAGUUCUCCAUCUCUUGGUGUGAUGAAAUCUUCUUCACCUCCUACUGUUGCUGAUACAGUUUUUAUUGAGAGGAUUAGAUCACGGAUUAAACAUUGGAGAAAUACAUGCAAAAACUCGGGCACAAAGACAAGCAAAGAUGACGAACUUAUCAACUCUAUUAGGAAUAUUAUCUCGGGUAGUGAACAGUUCAAAUUAAGACCGUGCUUGAAUGUAGAUGUUUGCAGUGACCGCCAAGUGCAACUAAUUCUGCAGAUGGUAGUAGACUUCUCAGAUGACUUGCUUCCUUUAGUGAUACCUUCAAAGGGUGGGACAACUCAGGCAGUACGUGUCGUUUUGACGAAAUCAAGAGAAGAUAAGGAAGUGUUGGAGAGAGAGCUUCGUAGUUUGGAAGAGGAGGAGAGCAAGAAAAUUCGUGGAUUUCGAGAGGUGAUCGAUUUGAUUUCCGCUUCACAGAAACCCGUUAUCUCCCACAAUUGCCUUAAUGACUGUACACUUAUUCAUUCAAAAUUCAUCGCACCACUGCCAUCAGAAGUAGAUGAAUUUGUGAGCUCCUUGUGCAAAAUUUUCCCCAAAGUAAUUGACGUGAAUUAUUUAUUGAAGAAAAGUGGAACCAUGAAAAAAGUGACCAACAUCCGUAAUGCUUUAUCCUACAUGAAUACUCAUUUCCUUGCACUAGUUGAAAUGGAAAUUCCUGACCAAGAUACAAUAAACAAAGGCAAGAUUGAUGGUCUUGAUGCUUUAAGGCUAUCCUACUUAUUUAUGAAGCUCUGCUCUGUAUUGAAAAUUUCUCCUGUUGUAACUGAAUCUGGAAAUAGGCAAUUGGCCCCGCAGCUUGAAGACUUCACUAAUGUAUUCCAUUCAUGCUCAGCCAAUAUCCAAGAAUCAUCAUGUAACGAGGAUGUUAGUGUGUGGACCAAUAAUACAAGAAAAGCAAAUUGCGAACAUUUAGUAUUCUUAUGGGGAUUUAAGUUUGGUAUGACGGCCGGCAUGUUGAAGAGUGUUCUCCGUGAAUCCCAUGACAUCUUUUUAGAAGAGUUUGAUGUUAAAUUCGUGGACAAGAGUUGUGCCUUUGUCGUUUUCUGGGAACCUGGCUUGUCGAAAGAUUUUCUAAAUGUAAUGAAUGAUGAACAAAUUAGUGGGGGCUUAAAGGAAUUAGUAUCAGAUGGCUUGAGGGUAACAGGUUAUGAGACCUAUAGAACAAUGUGUAGGCUAGGUUUGUGGGAGAUAGAUCUUGCUGAGUCUUUAGAGAAAUCCUUGGAGUGUUCUCUCAAUGAUACAGAUAUUCAUAGUGAAAGAAAACCAGAGAUUCCAUGGUGUAAUGACAAUGUAAUCAACUUGGAUGAUCUUUGAUGUUGUAGCUAACCUAUUCUUUGAAUUUGGUUUCUAUCAUUUGUUCAUUGCAAA